Molecule: messenger RNA, 852 nt
Organism: Schistocerca americana (American grasshopper)
Lineage: Eukaryota; Metazoa; Arthropoda; Insecta; Orthoptera; Acrididae
Exons: 4
Coding region: 55-852 (265 amino acids)
Source: RefSeq, a predicted model, not a curated record
CGUUGUGUGAGUUCGCAGUUAGUGUCACGCGGCAAGAUCCGAUAUCUCCAAACAAUGCCUACGCUACAGGACAUAGUAACUGCAAUGGCAUCUGGUCAUGGAGGGUCUGCUGCUCUGGAAUACAAUAAAGGACCACACUCUACAGGAGAGGGGGACCGGUACGAGGAGCGCCUGCUGGCCCUGGUCUUCCUCCGCUGCGUGCGGUAUGGGCUACACUUUCAGUUGUGUGCCAACAAUGGCGAUGCUGGGAAGUUCGAUGACGUGGUGUUGGUAUGGCGACCUGAGGGACAAAAUGAGGUGAACACCCUGCUCGUCCAGCUCAAGCACAAGACCUCCUCGACGGCCAUGACCGUACACAGUGGCGCGUGGCUGUCAAAGGCCACGAAAUGCGACUUCGGGCUCAGGAUGUACUGCACCUCUUACAGAGAAAUUAGCCAGACACUGGAUACGAACAGAGCCACAUUCGCCCUGUUGACGAACGCCUGUCUGGGCGACAGUAGCCUCGACAUACUUGAGCGCCAGUAUGAGGGCACCUUCCCAGGUCUGGAGCUGCUAGAGACUGGUGGCCACCUGUACAAGCUCAAACCGAACAGCGAACAGGUUUGGAAGGCAGUCCAUGAGGACAUCAGCUUUGUGGAGAAUUUCUACCUGCUGUGCCAGCAGAGCAGUUCUAAUAACAUUGUAGGCGACAUUUGCAGGGAGCUGGAAGAAUUGCUGGGCGCCGGUGACCUAUGCGAAACCUUGUGUGACAGCUUGUGCAAGAGCAUCAGGGACUGGAUGAACAACCAGAGCGCGUGUUUGACGAGUGCUUGGAGCACAUGGCAGGCACUCGUGGACGAAUACCGUGGUUGA